Messenger RNA from Magallana angulata, 1833 nucleotides. RefSeq names its product cell death abnormality protein 1-like. The coding region runs from base 1 to 666 and encodes 221 amino acids. The transcript has 6 exons. The record is from RefSeq and is a predicted model, not a curated record. Lineage: Eukaryota; Metazoa; Mollusca; Bivalvia; Ostreida; Ostreidae.
AUGAAUGAGCCCAUUUAUAUGAUUUAUACUUCGUUUUUCUUCUCAACGGCUUAUUCCUUUGUAUCAUCAUCAGAAAGUCCUUUGAUUUGUCCUUUAGAUAGAUAUUGGGACAAUGUUGCAGGGAUAUGCAAAGAAUGUGUCCGCAUAAUGUCUGGAUUUAAUCAUCUCAAUUGCUCAAUCCCAUGUCGAUUUCCAAGCUAUAGCUUUGAAUGUCGAAACAAGUGCAACUGUAGUGAUCAGAUAUGUAGCAAUAUCUUGGGAUGCAACAUGAAUUAUGUCAGAAGAAGAAAACAAGAAUUGGGAGAAAAGGUUUGCAAUGUUGGUUAUCAUGGGCUCGAUUGUUUAAAGCCAUGCCGAUAUCCUAACUUUGGUCCAUUAUGUCAAAACAAGUGUGAUUGCAACGAGACAAUCCGCAGCAAUGUAAGAGGAUGCAUCUUGGAUAUUUCCACCAAAUUUGUAACAGAAGUGAAACAUAUAGGAAAAGAACUUGAAAAUUCUUCGGUGGAUUCUUUAACGGAUUCUUCGGGAGAUAUUAAUAUUGGAAUAUUGACAACAAUAAUAACCGCAUCUCUUCUUGUCAUCAUAGUUGUGACUCAAUUAAUAAGAAAGCAAUGUGGUCGAAGGACGCCUUCUUUUGAAACCAACUACAACACUUAUCAUAUAUAAUCAUCAUACAACUACCUCCUUUGGAAUCAUAUAUAACUGUAACUACAAACAUUAACAAAUAGCUUGUUAAUUUUAACAUUACUCGAUUGCUCUGAACAAAUUUUACCAUUUUUUUAAAUUUUCAAACCUCUUAAAGUAAUUUACGGUAAUAUUUAGUGUUUCAUUUUUGGCAAACCGAUCCUUAAUUGAUUUUUCAAGUAUUUGUUCAAAUACAAUUAUCAUAAGGAAACGUUUAAGUAAUUAAAAGUGCUGAUGGCUUAGUAAACUUUAUAGAAUGAUUUAAUUUACGACUAAAAAAAGAGCAAAGGUCGUGAAAAACAAGUUGAGCUCAUUUCUGUGAAAAUAAUUCUAAAAACUGGCAACAAAGCAACAAUAUUUAUCAAGAUACACAUUUGAGAUAAAAUUUGAUUAUCAUUAGUAUAUCAUGAGUAUAUUCUUAUAAUAUUGCCCAUCUUUAAGGAUAAUAACCAACUUAUAUUAUGUGACCAGGGACGCAUUACAUGUAACACAGAGUAGCGCGUACUAUACUGUCUGAUUAAAUAUCAAACGUAUAUAAUAAUUUAAUAGCUAACAGAAAUAUGUUUGUAUGAAAAGCAUUAUUUGUUGUUGCUGUUUUGUUGUUGUUGUUUUUUUUUAUUGGGGGGGGUCGUUUAAGUUAAUUGACACUUUAUACUAGUAGUAAAUCUCAAAGUGCUGUUCAAUUAUAGAUAUAAGCUUUGUGUUUUAUUUCAAAAUUCGUAGAAAAAAGUUGAAUUAUUUUUUCAAAGUUUUAAUUAACUAGGAAAUAAAUAGCAGUUUAAUCUUUGUAUGGGACAUCAAUGAUUCUAGUUUGCCUCAAAAAGGGUAUUCACAGCUUUUUCUACAGCUUCCACACAAUUGUGUCAUUUGAGCAAUACUUUGACAACAAUUCCACAAUCAAUAUUUCCAGCAAGAAAUUUGCAGCCUAAUGUAACUUCAUCGGGAAAUAAAAAUAUCUAAUAUCGACAUUUUUUUUGGUAAAUAUGUAUAAAAUUGUGUCAUGAUGUAUUGUAUUAUAAUUCAUUGUAUAUUCUAACAUAAUAAUAUGGAUUUGUAGCAUAUAACUGUUCAACUGUAUUUGUAAAAAAAUGAUAUGAUGUAAGAUCAUUUAUGUUGAGCAACGACUUUAUCACAGUUGAUUUCAUUUAU